This is a messenger RNA of Nerophis lumbriciformis (worm pipefish), 1026 nucleotides long. Lineage: Eukaryota; Metazoa; Chordata; Actinopteri; Syngnathiformes; Syngnathidae. The record is from RefSeq and is a predicted model, not a curated record.
AUGAAGGCGUGUCGAAUGCAAGCCUGCAGUGUGAGCAGCGUACCACCACAAGAAGGGUGGCUGAGUGGCAAAAAUGCCCAGAUGGGAGCUUUUGCCAUAGUGGGGUAUCUUCUCUACAGAUUCUCACAGACUCUUCCCGCAAUAAUCCGAUGGCCGAUUCGUCUCUUCUGCUCCAUAACCGGUCUUUCUGCUCUAUGGGGCUGGGUUAGCCGCAUUGUAGGGACCCUCCGAGGAAUCCAGAGUUUGUGUAAAUGGCUGUCUCGCGUUUGGAAGUUUAUCAAAGGAUCCAGUGAAGUAUCUUGGGACAACGAGAAGAUGAGACUGGACCUCUCUAGUCCCUUAAAUGCGAGUCUCAGACUGAUCCUUCUGGGCCCUGCCGGUGGAGGACGAACAUCAGUGGCAAACAUAUUGCUUGGCAGGAGUGCAGAACAAUCAGAAGAACCUCUCCUGGAGAGCGUCCUAAAAAGGGCAAUAGUAGAUGGUAGAGAACUUAGCAUCAUAGACACCCCAGAUCUACUGAGCGGCUCAUUAGGAAGAACUGAGACGGCCAAAGAAGCUCUGAGGAGCAUUCAGCUAGCGGCCCCAGGUCCCCACGCCAUCCUGCUGGUGAUGCGGGCAUCCCGCUCCAGCAAGGAGACACAAGAAGAGGCCACGCAAGUCACGCAAGCUGUACUGGAACUGUUGGGCGACGACAUCCGAGGGCAUGUCAUCCCGGUGCUCACCCACGCUGACCGCCUGAGUCGACGCCGCACUUUUGACCGGCUGCUGGAUACGGAUGUGGGCGGUGUGAAAAGACUGACGGCCAUAUGCGGUCAGAGGCCUGAGCUGCUAGAGGCCGGAACAGAUCAGUCCCCGGAGGAGCAGAGCGUGACACGCAGGUUGCUAGUGGGGCGUGUACUGGAGCUGAAGGGGCUCAAGGGACAUUUUGUCCACGAGCUGUAUAAGAGGGAUGAACUUGUGAGAAUGGAGCUGCUGUAUGACAUGACUUCCGCACUGAGCAAAAAAUUGAAACAUAAUGUCCUGUAG